Messenger RNA from Chenopodium quinoa (quinoa), 1001 nucleotides. RefSeq lists its product as uncharacterized. The coding region runs from base 180 to 749 and encodes 189 amino acids. The record is from RefSeq and is a predicted model, not a curated record. The transcript is spliced from 4 exons. Lineage: Eukaryota; Viridiplantae; Streptophyta; Magnoliopsida; Caryophyllales; Amaranthaceae.
UUAUUCCUAUCUCCCUAUUGUAUGUUAUCUCUAUCCUCUAAACAAACCAGAAAAUAUUUGAAUCCCUUUUCUUUUGUCCAUAUCCUCCUCCUUCUAUCCCUCCAAACAAACGCCUAGGCAUUUAGGCUGCACUCUUCCCCAAACGAUAAAAACCGAAAAGCUGAGAAAAUCAAACAACAAUGGCAGCCAAUUGCAUUCUCUCAAUUCAUAGCAAUUCAACCCCAACUUCACUCUUCCCCUCAACUCCUUCAAACUCCCUUCAAACUCCAUCCUCUUCAUUUCUGAAGAUUAGGGAUAACACCAAAUUCAACAAUGGCGUUUUUACCAGCACAAUUGGAAGAAGAAAGGGAGGAAUUGUCUGCGGAUUUCUACCAGUAGAUCCAUGGGCACCCACCAUUGAUUCUCAAAGCAUUGCUUCUCAGCUUUUCGCUUUCUCUCUCUUUCCUUAUCUGGGUUUUCUCUACUUCAUCACCAAGUCUAAGUCUGCUCCUAAACUCACCGUUUUUGGGUUCUAUUUCUUGCUUGCUUUUGUCGGUGCCACCAUUCCUGCUGGAAUCUAUGCAAAGAUACACUAUGGAACAUCCCUCUCUAAUGUGGAUUGGUUGCAUGGUGGGGCCGAGUCUCUGCUCACUUUGUCAAACCUAUUUGUUGUGCUGGGGUUGAGAAGGGCUCUAAAGAAACCUAUACAUUCUGAAGAGAACCAAUCUAAAGAAGUUUCAAGAUUCAAAGAGGAGAACCCUUCCUCAUAGAUAUACUAAUGCAAUUGCUGCUGCAACUAAUGAAUUUGAAGGUUAAUGUUACCUCAACUGCCAAAUGUUGCCACAUGGUGCAUCUUGUAAAUAUCGUGCAGGGAAGAUGGGAUUUUCCUGAGCUCAUUUUGUUGUAAAUUUAUUUUUAUUACUAUGCAUGUUGCUUAUGUUACAAUUAUCCAUCUUCUCUUCCAUUUGUUCUCCACACUCUUACUCAGAUAAUAUAUGAUUAUCUACUUUUUUUUGCCUGUA